AUGAGCCUCGUAGAUUCACCCGGUGAUCAGAGCGAGAAUUUGGAGCUCUUGGCGCGCAUUGAGCGACAGCUGGACGUCCAUUCGGAUAAUAAUGAUAAUAGAAGCACUCCAUCAAGUACUACCACUAUUUCUUCGAUUGAAUCUACAUCUUCUUUCUCUACUGAAACCGUUCGCGAUCUAUGGACACUCGUACUUGAUGUCGUGUUUGCUCCGUUAUGGCUACGUCUUCGGGCUGCUCAAUUGCUUAGUAUUUGCUGUGACAAUGACUCAAAUGACAUUGUAGUCAUUCGUUUGAAAGAAACGUAUAAACUCCGAGCCAUUGUGAGCUCUACAUGUCAAGCAAUUGAAGAAUUAGACCCUACCGACGCCACACAAGCGGCGCAAUUGUUUACAUGGCUUGAUUUUCUUGAGCGAGUCUUGUUGGCUACACACAGCAAUGUAUGCAGUCACGUUUUAUGCAGCAGUAUGUACGCAGGCAUGCUGACUAAAAUGUUGAGGCUCUUGUCAGCUUGUUCGACCAAAGUGUUUGCUGCGACGACAAUAUGUCUGGGCCUCUUUCAUUUCCAUGAGAAGAAGUGUGAACGUUUAAUAUUGGUGGGUGAAGUAUUGAGGGAUAUGAAGGAUGGUAGAGAGUAUUUGAGUGGGGCACUAUUGCACGUCAUUAACUCGUGUGGGUGUCCGUGUCCGAUGGAAAGGGUCAUUCAUCUCUGGAAUGCACUACAGUUGUUUGGCGAUAUUCUAGCUGAUGAAACAGCUUCAGAGUUGGUGUUUUUAAAUGACUACAAGGUGCUAAUUGAUCUCAUCAUUCGAGAGUGCACGGAUCUUCCACAGGAAGAUAUUACUCGUCUGCAUUUUAUGGAAUUGCUGAAACAAGUGAUGGAUUCCCCUCUUUAUCUUCAAGCAAAAAUGUAUCGUAAACGAGAAGUAUUGGAGUUAUUAGAGUCGCUGUUACAAGCUGGAGUCGAAGAAGAGUCGACUAUGCCAGAGAAUGUUGUCGAAAGUAUCAAGCACAUUCUGGUCCGAUAUAUUGAUUUGCUUGACUAA
This is a messenger RNA of Peronospora belbahrii, 1044 nucleotides long. The record is from the annotation of a GenBank genome assembly. NCBI's taxonomy places the organism in Eukaryota, Oomycota, Peronosporomycetes, Peronosporales, Peronosporaceae.